Messenger RNA from Brugia malayi, 558 nucleotides. RefSeq names its product dihydrofolate reductase family protein (gene Bma-dhfr-1). Gene Ontology annotation, biological process: folic acid metabolic process; tetrahydrofolate biosynthetic process; dihydrofolate metabolic process. The record is from RefSeq and is a predicted model, not a curated record. NCBI's taxonomy places the organism in Eukaryota, Metazoa, Nematoda, Chromadorea, Rhabditida, Onchocercidae. The transcript is spliced from 3 exons. Gene Ontology annotation, cellular component: mitochondrion. Bases 1 to 558 code for a protein of 185 amino acids. Gene Ontology annotation, molecular function: NADP binding; dihydrofolate reductase activity.
AUGACCAGAACUCUCCAUAUGAAUCUGAUUGUGGCAGUGGAUGGCUGUGGAGGAAUCGGACGAAAUGGUGGAAUGCCAUGGUUUCUACCUGCAGAAAUGGCUCGAUUUGCAAAGCUGACAACAUUAACAAUGGACAGCGGGAAGAAGAAUGCCGUGAUAAUGGGUCGAAAGGUUUGGGAAAGCAUACCGCCAAAAUUUAGGCCACUGAAGAAUCGUUUUAAUGUUGUACUCAGUAGGAAGAUAAAAGAAGAGUCAAAUGAGAAUGUAGUAGUGGCUCGAAGCUUCGAAAGUGCAAUUAGCCUACUGCAAGAUAUGGAAAAUAUUGAGACGAUAUGGAACAUUGGUGGUCGAGAAGUUUAUGAAUUAGGGCUUAAUUCACCAUUUUUACAUCAGAUGUAUAUCACCCGUGUAGAGGGCGAUUUCUUGGCUGAUGUCUUCUUUCCUGAAGUAGACUAUGGUCGUUUCAUAAAAAGUACAGAAUCGGAAGAAAUGCACGAGGAAAAGGGCAUUAAAUAUCGAUAUGAAAUAUAUACUGUUAAAAUAGAUAAAGUCGCUUGA